This is a messenger RNA of Petromyzon marinus (sea lamprey), 6194 nucleotides long. RefSeq lists its product as uncharacterized. The record is from RefSeq and is a predicted model, not a curated record. Lineage: Eukaryota; Metazoa; Chordata; Hyperoartia; Petromyzontiformes; Petromyzontidae.
UAACUCGUUGGCUUAAUAAUAGUCACUGUCGUAUUCACUAGGGAAUUUAAACAUUGUGCGAUAGGGAACAUUUAAAAAAUAGUUAUUCUUCUCAGGCCGCCCACGGUGUAAAGUGCGGUCUCCAACUCUAUCACCUCCUAUAUUGAUGAAGGGCCACCGCCCGAAACGUCUAUUAAGGCCACACAGUGUUGUUGACGAAUGUGUUGCUGUGGCUACGUUGUCAUCAAGAUCCCGAGGGGCUUUGUAUGGAAGAGGGCCGGGGUGAGCAGCACGUGACUCUUCGAGGACUUGCCACGUGCCAUCUCGUACUCACGCGCACCGCCCAUGACCACAGUUGACGAUGCACGGUUGGCUACGUACGAUGCGAAACAAGUUCAACAUAUAGUGGGGAGUUUAUUUUUACAGAAUUUGAAAAAAAAUGGCUCUUCUUGUUAUGUUCGUUGCCGACCCCUGGAAUAGGGCAUGGGAUGAGAUGCAAUUUGUUCAUUGCGCUUGUAAGAUUUUCUCAAUGAUCUUGAGGAGAGGGGAGAGGGUUGAGAUAGGGCGCCAGUUGUUUGGGUCGUCUGCAGCGCCGCCUUUACGAUGACGGGCGCACGGGAGACGGAUGCCUCGAGAAUGGAGAGUUUGAAUCAUGUGGCCAUCGGUUUUCCGAUGGGAGAUCCCCGCACAGUGGAGGGCAAAGACAGGCAGGACACCGGCACCAUCAACACCCGUGGGGAGCAAGGUUAGGACCUUACAUUACGAGAUUGGGAGGAAAUUACAUUUCUUAUUAGGGGCAAUGGGGAGGAUGGGUCAGGAGGUGGGUGAACGGUUGUAUUAGGAAGCCACUGGAGCUGGGCACUUUUAAAUCUAGAUUGAAAACGCAUUUCUCUAGCACAGUUGUGUUUAGUUUGUCGCCCACCUCCGAUUAGCACGGUUGGCCACGCACGGUGAGAAAGAAGUUCAACAUACGUCACAAGGCUGGAUGUGAGUGUCGCAGACCUGGCCUGCAGAUGCACAGUGUGAGUUAAACCCAUUCACUUGUAUGCACUAGUUGUAGUUUCAUAAUAAAGGCAACUGCCAAUUGAGCAAAAGCCUCAGCGGUGCUCCUCGACAUUCACCAUCAAGGGCCUUCAUGGCGUGUGUGGGUGGUUAUAUUAGUGUGAGUGCGAUAGUAUGCUGUGUGGGGGUUAUAUUAGCCUGAGUGCGAUAGUGUAUUCUCUGUGUGUGCGGUUAUAUUACCCAGAACACGGUAGUUAGUGUCUGCUAUGUGUCGUUAUAUUAGCGUGAUUACGGUAGCAUGUUGAAGGUGAUUAUGUUAGCGUGAUUACGGUAGUUAGUGUUAUGUCUGUGGCAAUAUUAGGAUGAGUACGGUAGUGUGCUCUUUGUUUUGGAUGAAUCUUGACUUAAAGCUUUAGUGACUGCAGGAAUUCAUAUUCUUGGAUCUUUCGGUAAAGUUACGGUAAAGUCACGUAAAGUUACGUGACUUUACCGAAAGACCCAAGAAUAUGUAUCAGGAUGCAUUGCGUUUGCUAUUUGAGUGCUUAUAUUAGGGUGAGUACGGUAGCGGAAGCGGCCCGCGUGGAUGGCGCGCGGUGCAUGCUGGACCAGGUGCUGCCCUCCGCAGGCCGUGGCCCAUUCGUUGCUGCUCCCGGUGGCCUCUGCUGCUGCCCCCCCUCCCCUGCUGCUGCCCCCCCCUCCUCUCAUCGAUGUAGCACCGGCCUCUUCUGCUGUAGCUCUACCCACGUACCUCCCCGGGCGGAGCGCCGGCUGCCGCGGUCAACGCGCGCCGCCCCGGGGAGCAGCCUCCCGCCUGACUGACUGGAGCCGGAGAGGUUCGGCCAACUCGCCCCCCUGAGAGACCCCCUGAGAGACCCCCCGAGAGACCCCCAGAGAGACCCCCCGAGAGACCCCCUGAGAGACCCUCCCUGGCAGCGCGAGACCCCCCCCCCCCCCGUGAGCGAUAGCCCCCCUCUCUCCGAAAGUCGCCCCCCCCAGCUCCUUCCCGAAGUUCCUGGGCAGCCCGAGACGCGGCACUUGGCGCCUGGCCCCGCAGGGGAGCCCCGAGUCGUCACCCCCGCCGCCAGCCCGCCGGCUCCUCUUCCUGCUCCGCGGCGCCCCGGCUGAACCGCUCUUGCUGGGAUGUCUGAGGAGCUGUUCGUGAAGAAGGCCAAAGGGAACUGCGGCGACGGCGAGAUGUGGCCCGAAGUCACGGUGAAAAUCGAGAAGGAUUCCUCGGAAGACCACCAGGGCUACACGAGGCCGGACGAGGUGGAGGCCUGUCGGGGCGGCGGAGUGGUGCGGCCUGCGUGGGCAGAGGUGGAGGUGGAGCUGGAGGACACCAACGAUGGCGGCAGCCCGCUGUGGGACGACACCUUGGGCGCGGUCACGAAGACGCGCGUGUGGUGGUCCGACGCGGAGACCAGGGUCCUGCUGAAGCUCAUCCAGGACAUCAACGUGGGCACCAUCCUCGACGGCAAGCGCCAACGCAACGCCGCCGUCUUCAAGAAGAUCCAGCGCGAGCUGUCGCUGCGCGGCGUCGAGAAGAACUGGGAGGCCGCCCGCUGGAAGUGGAAGGCCCUGAAGGCCAAGUACAUCGCGGCCAAGCGUGCGAUAGGCCGCAACGGCGCGGGCACCUGGACCAACUUCCGCUUCUACUCCGACAUGGACAAGAUCCUGGGAGGACGGCCCAACGCGCUGAGGGCGAGCGCCCACCUGCAGGGGGGCUUGGCCGUGGUCACGAAGACGCGCGUCUGGUGGUCUGACGCCGAGACGAGGAUCUUUUUGAGGCUCAUUCAAGACUUUGACGCCGGGCCCGUCCUCGACGGGAAGAGGCAGCGCAACGCGGCGAUGUUCAAGAAGAUCCAGCGCGAGAUGUCCGCCCACGGGGUGCAUAAGAGCUGGCAGGUGGCGCGCUGCAAGUGGAAGACCCUGAAGUCGAGGUACAUUGCCGCGAAGCAGGCGGAUGGACGCGACGACGAUGACACCGCCGCAGCCGCCGCGGGGAGUUGGAUCAAGUUUAGGUUCUAUCCGGAAAUGGACGCCAUCCUGCGAGGAUGCCCAUGUGCCCUUAGAACGAGUUCGAGCUCUAAAACAAGCGCUAAGACGGAAGAUGACCGCAUGGAGCCCUCCGAGGAGCACGCUGAGGCGGAGGAGUGCAGUGACACGUCUCAAUUGGCGGACAUCCCGCUCGCCGUGAACCCUGCCGCAGGAGCGACGCUCGAGUCGGCCCCCAACCCCUUCAGCUACGAGAGCAACGCUCCGGAGCAGCCCGCCGGUUCUCCCGCGGCGACGGCCGCCCCCCCGUUCGUCGGCCUGCACCAGCAGCAGCAGCAACAGCAGCAGCCCUGCGACCUCGCGUCGGCGGCGGCGGCAGCGCUCGCCGCGUCGCCCUCCCCCCACUCGUCUGCCUGCUCCUCCCCGUCCGUCUCCUCCGCCAUCGUGGACACGUUCGCGCAACCCGCCCACGACGGCCCGUCCGGCGCCCACGCCACCGCCGUUGCCGCGGCGACGGCGGCCGCGGCCGGCAGACUCAGACGCCACUACCAGACGCGCAAGCUGGACUCGUACAUGUCGGAUUUCAGGCGCAUGCACGAGGAGAGCAUCAGGGCCUUCAGGGAGUCGGAGGCGAAGGACGCGGCGUGCAUGCAGUCGGUGAUGAGGCUGAUGGAGAGGGCCGUCGCGUGCUUGGAGUCGCCCGCUGCCAGGCCGACGCCGCAUCCUCCUCCACCCUCGAAUAACGAACCCUUCGGUUCCUCUCCGGGAGAGUAGCCUUCCUGGCGCAAAGAAUGCCUACCUCAGCUACCGGAGCACACCGGAGCACACCAGAGCACACCGGAGCACACCGGAGCACACCGGAGCAACGUUCGCCAGCACCCCGCUCGCUCUGCGCUCUCGAGGCGGUUGCCCGCCCCCCCACCGUGCGGCCGACGGUGUCCACGGCUCCGCCGGCCCUCGACGUCUGCAGUGGGGAGGGGGGGGGCGGGCGGCUUCAGCCCUGUGUGCGCGCUUUAAUUGUUUCUAUUUUGUUCGAGUGUGCAAGGUGGCAAGGCGUUGCGAGCGUUGAGUUUGGUUGUGGCGAUGGUGGUGACGGUGUGCGGGCGUGUUUGUGAAUGAAGAAAGUCGCUGUUGUGUGUGCCGUGGCGUGGCCAUGAAUGACCUUCCGGGAAACCAGCACACAGCCAAACCUCAUCUGUGCUCUUCUGUUGUUCGGGAAAAGAACGACCAGGAAUGCCGCAUUUUGGUGACGACGCCUGAUUGGUCAGCGCACUGCCGCCGCAAGCCCUGGGAACCAAGGUCGAUUCCCGCUCACAACCAAUAACCAGCGGGGGGUAACUCUUGGACCGGUUCCUCAGCCCUCCCGCUAGGUCAGCUCAACCUUAAAUGAGUAGCCGGCGCGAUGUUUAAACAACAUCAGCACUGGGGAAACAACGGUGGUGGCUGGCCGUGGUGUUGGCCACAAACCCCACCCCAUGGUGUCUCACAGUGCCGGCCUUCAUAGGUGCUGCUCGCUUAACAGCACUUUCCCCGACUGUUUAAACGCUAUACAGGGUGGUGGGGGGGAGCUUUGUCCUUCGUAUCGAGGUUUUGAUUUGUUUGUAAAUUGUAACAAUUUACACAACGGGCAUUUACAAAUUCAAGGAUCUCACCACCACCGCAGUAGAAGCAGCGGUUUAUUGGGAUAACGACCGUGACUGAUGCUGUUGGUGCUGCUGCUACUGCAUCAAGACACUCGGGAUGUCAUUAAGACUUUUGAAAAGUGAACCCCAUGUUUAAAAAAAAUAAACACUUCCCAUGCGUUUUGGCGUAUCCCAGGUUUGUCGUUUAGCUUUGGCAGUUUGGUGACCCCCCCCCCCCGCGACAGCUGGAGAGAAAUCCACGCACCAAGGGGAAGACAUGCAAACUGCAAACUCUGAUCGAACCCACGACCUCCUGGAUACCAGCGGAGGUAGUUGACAUUUGGCGCCCCAUUCAUCGGCCAUCAUGGCAGUUGUCUGCGGGUGAAAUGUGAUGCGCCCAUCAUAUUCAUCAUGGUUAAAUUUUUUUAGCAAAUCAGGAAAAUGUACCAUUUUUUUUAUCCCGAGUAUAAAUAUGUAUAUUCUUUAACUUAAAGGCAACGGGUGGCAUAAAGUGUUUCCUUCUUUGUGAGGUCUGACAAUGGGGCACUGCCCAUGCCUCAAUGGUAGACCCCGCCCCCUCCCGUGCAGUCCACGGGGGCCCCCCGUAAAGUCCGCGGGGGCCCCCCGGACGGUCCGCAACGGCCCUCUGGGCAGUCUGCAAGGAGGCCUCCAGGCAGUCCACGAUGGCCCCCCGGGUGGUCUGCAAGAGGGCCUCCAGGCGGUCCGCGACAGCCCCCCAAGGCGGUCGUCACGGAGCACCCGGUGGGCCCCCGCGGACUGCCUGGAGGCCCCGGACGGACACUUGACACUGGCAACCCGGCGUCAGAGGCGGAGAGGCUCCGGGGUGGCGGGACUCCUCGGGCGUCUGAACGCAACGAUGCGCGGUGUGAAAGAAGUUCAAGGUAUGUGGGGGUGUAGAGGCGCAGCCCCUGCAAAUCGCCCGCUGACGCCACUGCGGGCGAGGAAGGGGCCUUCACUCGAGAUGAGCUCUCGACGAGUGAGCUCCUCUCGACUCUCGGUGUUCGGGCCGAGUCUUUCGCUGCUGGCUAGACGUUUUGGAAAGGAGUCUAUGCUCACGGCAGAGGGGGAAGCAGCGCCACCACCACCACCCUGCUGCUGCUGCUGGGCACAGGCGUGGGUUGAAGUGGCUCCACCCUCCUAACCCCCCUAAUCCCAACACCCUAACACCCCUACCCCUAACACCCUGACAUCAACACCCCUACCCCUAACACCCUGACCUCAGCAUCCCUAACCCCAACACCCUUUCUCAUAUCACCCCUAUCCCUAACGCCCCUGACCCCAACACCCAUUCCCCAAUACCCCUAAUCCUAACACCCUUACCCCUUAACACCAAUACAGGAAGUACUCCACUUACGAACGCCCGUACUUACGAACCAGCUUCCGUGAAAUAUAAAGCAAUCUAGCGGGAAGUACCCGGCAUUUCCCGGACGAAAAAUAUAUUUCAAAACUUCUCUCAAAAACCUAAAAUAUACAUACACCGAUUGUAAGCUAUUGUGGAAGCCUGGUGGGACAUUUGUCCAUUUCUCCACCAACAAAAUUAUAAGAGGCUUGCAGAAGUCCAAAAAGUAAUAGAAA